AUGGAAAUGAUUAGGAGGAUAAUUUCGUCGGGUUCAGUUGCGUCCGGGUUUUCUUCAAGAAGACAAAACAACGACAACAAGCUUGAGGAAAGCCCUCCUGACUACAAAGACCCUGAUAAAGUUGCAAGUGGGAUUUCAUUUCGUGUGAGAUAUUUUGGCAGCACAUUAGUUGAAGAAUUGACUGAGGAGGGGGCCAGCUACGGAGAUUCCAUAACGACCAAAGCUAUCACUGCCAUCAUUACAUUUGCAUUUGCCUCAGGACACAAAAUAAAAAAAGUGGAAUUGAAGGUAUCAGUGAAAGGAAUCAUGGUGACUGAUGCACAAACACAUAGAUGCAUUUCUAAUCUAGACAUUCACAGGCUAGCCACUUUGAAAAUGAUCUUAAUUAUUUCAUACGGUCUUAACCGUUUCAAUGAAGAGACUUUUAAACAAUCGCAGACGAUUACACUAACAAUAGCCUCAUCAUUUAAACUCGCACAAGAAAUGCAAAAUAAUGAACAUGAAAAACCUUCCGAUAGCACCACCUCAGACAACAUCAACAAUAUCGCCAAAAACACCAUCAUCAAUGGCAUCAUCAACUCAGAACAGCAGCAAUAA
Messenger RNA from Helobdella robusta, 597 nucleotides. RefSeq lists its product as hypothetical. The transcript has 5 exons. Bases 1 to 597 code for a protein of 198 amino acids. NCBI's taxonomy places the organism in Eukaryota, Metazoa, Annelida, Clitellata, Rhynchobdellida, Glossiphoniidae. The record is from RefSeq and is a predicted model, not a curated record.